Messenger RNA from Myripristis murdjan (pinecone soldierfish), 1084 nucleotides. Its product is annotated as putative nuclease HARBI1. The transcript has 5 exons. NCBI's taxonomy places the organism in Eukaryota, Metazoa, Chordata, Actinopteri, Holocentriformes, Holocentridae. The record is from RefSeq and is a predicted model, not a curated record. The coding region runs from base 47 to 1084 and encodes 345 amino acids.
CACAAAGGUGGCUCUCUUUUAACCCGGCCAUUUAACUCUUUUGGAGAUGGCGUCACCAUUUAUUAAUGAUCCGGUGGAGCUGGGAGCCAGGAUUGUCCGUGGGUCACUGCGGAGGCAAAGGCAAUUUAGGGAUCGUGCGGAUCCGCUGGCAUUUCCUGACAAUAUUCUCCAUGAGCGGUAUAGAUUUUCAUCUGAGGGAAUACGCUACAUUUGCUCACUUGUUGAGCCAAGUGUCAGGAAUGCCACGGAUAGAAGUUGUGUGCUCACAGUAGGGCAAACGGUGUGUGUGGCGCUCCGUUUUUUAGCCACGGGAACCUACAUGCAUUCAGUCGGUGAUGCAGAAAAUCUGAGUAAGAACACUGUGUGUCGUGCUAUUCACAAGGUGGUUCUUGCUCUCACUGAGAGGCUGAAUAUGUUUGUGGUAUUCCCUAGCCAUGUGAGCGCACUAACUGUUAAAGAGGCAUUUUACCAACUAGCAGGAUUCCCGAGGGUUAUGGGUGCAAUAGAUUGCACCCACAUCCCAAUCACAGGACCCUUGGGGGAGAACGAAGGCGACUAUAUAAAUAGGAAAUCCUUUCAUAGUAUCAAUGUGCAGAUGACUUGUGACCAUCAGCUUUUGGUCACCAGUGUUGAGGCAAGAUGGCCUGGGUCGGUACACGACAGCAGAAUCUUUAGAGAGUCUUUACUGGGUCACCAGUUAGAGCAAGGGCUCUUUGAUGGACUGCUUGUGGGGGACAGAGGGUAUCCCUGCACGAGAAACUUAAUGACCCCCUAUCCUGACCCUGCCACAGCAUCACAGAGCCGCUUUAAUGUGGCUCUGGGUAAAUGCAGGGUCAGGAUAGAAAUGACCAUUGGGGUCAUCAAGUCCCGUUUUAACUGCCUUCGUGGGCUGAGGGUUCGCCCAGAGAGGGCAUGCAAAAUCAUUGCAGCAUGUGUGGUGCUGCAUAACAUUGCAGUAAUAAGAAAAGAAAGGGCACCACAUGUCCCAUUGGUGGCACCAGAUGAAGUGGAUCCUGUGACUGUGGACCAUCCCACCGGUGCAGCCAUCCAGCAGGCCAUAACAACACAAUUUUUCAGUGAUUAA